AUGAAGUGCUCAAAUCAAAGUCAUGCCGUGCCACAUAGUACCACUCAACCAAGUCACGAUCAACAAUGGAUUGUGAACCAAGAGAAGAAAAUAAUUCAGUUGGUCCAAAACAUAAAUACGAAAAUAAAAAGUGCUGAAAGUGAAAAAGAUUUAAUUUUGAGAAUUAUAGCUCACUUACAAACUCAAGAGGGACUUGCUACUGACAGUAACAAAUAUUCCAGUCAUGAAUCAUAUCCAGUGAACGGAAUUAAGUCCUUAUGUGCUGAGAAUAAGGGGAAGCAAAACUCGUGUGAAAAAGUUGAGCACAAUGACAAAAACGCUCUGUGCAAAUUAGGCAAUCUUUCUGAGGGAAUUCAUUCAAAGUGUAUCAGAUGCAAUAAUGCUCCAAACAAUUCUAAACAAUCGCGACGUAAUUCAAAUUCAGUCAGUCCUCCGGAAAAUUGUGGUGCAGUGGAGCUUCAUAACAUUGAAAAAUUUAUUAACGUUGUGCUGAUUCGAAAGCUUCAAACUUUGGCUGAUCAUUGUCGCAAAUCUUUACAAACAUGUUUAUAUCUCCAUCAAAAUGGUAGUAUGAAUCCUGCUCAUCAACCUGAAACGCCAACUUGGACUAAUGUACCUAAUUUCUUUCCAAGAGGUUGUCCAUGUAUAAAUUCCAGUUUAAAUGAUGGACUACUUAUGCGUAAUUCUAAUCGCGAUACAACUGCCACUACCCUUUAUAAAGUCAAAGAUGAACACUCUUGUAAAACUUUAUUGAAUAAUUCGAUUUCGAUGAAUCCAACAUUUAAUUCUAAGUCUCAAAAUUAUCAAGCUUUUGAACGUAGAACAAAUGUUAAACCAUGUAAAAAGAUUUUGAAUGCUAAUAAAUUAACAUUUACAAGUAAUAAAUAUUGUAGUGGAAAAUGUUAUCACUGUAAAGAAAAUCAGUUGAGAACACCUGUGAUACGCGAAGUGAUUGACCAUACGGCACCAAUGAGAAAAAUAGAAUGGAGAUAA
This is a messenger RNA of Schistosoma mattheei, 993 nucleotides long. The record is from the annotation of a GenBank genome assembly. NCBI's taxonomy places the organism in Eukaryota, Metazoa, Platyhelminthes, Trematoda, Strigeidida, Schistosomatidae.